AGACCUUUUAUCUGAUAUAUCUGAUAUCUGAAGAAGUGAAGAUACCCUAACUUAAGAAAUUCCUAACUCUGUGCCGCUGUAGUUGCUAAACUCUUCGACGACACCAUUCAUCUCCCCCACUCGCUUGUCGUAUCAGAAGAUCAAGCUACCACCCUCCGUGUGCUGUGCUCUUCUGAGAUAGAUUCAGUAUCUCACCAUUCUCCAUACUCGAAUCCGAAGGUUAGCUAAAUUGCUGAAAGGGUGGAGUGAUAUCCUUUUGAAUUUUCCCCCUGAAGCUUAUGUUGAUCUUAUGUGAGAAUGUUACUGUUUCUGAGAAGUAUUAAAUAUAUGAAGAAUGUCGUCCAGGGACUUGUUAUCAAGUUUUUGGUGAUGAGUAAAGUGAUAUUUGAUUGAUGUGAGAUGGAAUGCAUGUUGACAUUUCAUGUUGUAUACUGUUGGAAUUUGCGGGUUUUAUAUUAUGAAAGGGGAGGCAAGGGGUUUUGGUUUGGCUUGGCUUCUGGAUGAUCAUGGAUAUGUGUGGCUGUGAUGUGGACAGGGAGGAGGCUGCGGCUGGUGGUGUUGGUUGUGGUGGUGGUUUUGCUGAUCAGUUGUGGUAGAGGUUAGUAAAGACAAAAAAUUGAAAAUGAGUUCUGACAGCAGGAGCCGAAGCAGAAGCAGGAGCAGGAGCCCAAUGGAUCGCAAGAUCCGCUCUGAUCGAUUUUCAUAUCGUGAUGCACCUUACAGGAGAGAUUCACGUCGGGGUUUCAGCCGAGACAAUUUGUGUAAGAACUGCAAGAGACCUGGUCAUUAUGCUAGGGAAUGCCCCAAUGUCGCAAUUUGCCACAAUUGUGGACUCCCUGGGCACAUUGCUUCUGAAUGCACCACAAAAUCGUUGUGCUGGAAUUGUAAAGAACCUGGGCACGUGGCUAGCAACUGUCCAAAUGAAGGCAUCUGCCAUACCUGUGGUAAAGUUGGACAUCGGGCAAGGGAGUGCACAGCACCUCCAAUGCCACCAGGGGACUUGAGGUUGUGCAACAACUGUUAUAAACAGGGUCAUAUUGCAGCUGAAUGCACCAAUGAGAAAGCAUGCAACAACUGUAGGAAGACAGGGCACCUGGCACGUGAUUGUCCAAAUGAUCCCAUUUGUAACUUGUGCAAUGUUUCUGGGCAUGUAGCUAGACAGUGUCCAAAAGCUAACAUGCUUGGAGAUCGUGGCACCAGUGGUGGUAUGCGUGGGGGGGGUGGUGGUUACCGAGAUGUUGUAUGCCGGAAUUGCCAGCAAUUGGGUCACAUGAGUCGGGACUGCAUGGGACCUCUGAUGAUUUGUCACAAUUGUGGAGGUCGUGGUCACCUGGCAUAUGAGUGCCCUUCAGGUCGAUUUGUGGAUCGUUAUCCCAGGCGGUACUGAUGGUCAUGGAUGACACUUUAAGGUUUACGUUUGUGUUUUUUCCUCUGUUUUCCCCGUUGGAGAGAUGCGGUUAUAAUGCCAUUAUUUGCAUUUCAGAGUUGUGACUGCUUGCUUUAGGAAUAAUUAUUCAGUACCUGUAAGAGAUUUCUUAUUGUAUGAAUCGUGUUCCAUGAUGAGGGUGUUUACGGUUAAUCCGGUACAAGUUUUUGUGGUUGUUGGCUGGAGAUUGAAUGAUGCACUAGUUUUUGUACCCAAAAAACAAUUAUGUACUAGUUUUUAACUAAAAUUAAAACCUCGUGUGAAUGUCAUUAUUGUCUAAAA
Messenger RNA from Arachis stenosperma, 1708 nucleotides. RefSeq names its product zinc finger protein GIS2. Lineage: Eukaryota; Viridiplantae; Streptophyta; Magnoliopsida; Fabales; Fabaceae. Bases 623 to 1387 code for a protein of 254 amino acids. The record is from RefSeq and is a predicted model, not a curated record. The transcript is spliced from 4 exons. Gene Ontology annotation, molecular function: nucleic acid binding; zinc ion binding.